AAAAAAGAUAGCACGACUAUGCUUUUAGUUAGACUCGGAAGUGCGAGAUAGGGGUGGUUGGCAUAUGCAUUGCGCCUUUAAAUCGACGAUCAUGCCCGGGUUCCUUCAUCUUGAUCAACACUUCUCCUAAACACUUGGUGUGGAACUUACUGAUCUUUCAGAAGUUCAAAUAUUCAACUCGCCACCAUGGUUGCCAUUUCCGUUCUCACUUUGGGAGCUUUGUUCGCACAGGCGUGGGCUAUGCCCGCUGCCACAGAGAGUGCCGUUGUGAGCGCUGCGACUCCCACCGCUGCCUCCACCUCCCUGCCGGUCGCUGAGUCCCAGCUUGACAACUUGGCUGGAUUGGCAUACGACAGCAGCAUCGAGAGUGUCUCGAGCGACUCGGACAUUGAGAAGCGCGGUGGUUGUUCGUUGAGCAGUCUGCGCAUUCGUCGCGAUUGGAGGACUUUCUCUAGCACCCAGAAGAAGUCCUACAUCAAGUCCAUCCUUUGUCUCCAGAAGUUGCCCUCGCUCACCCCCUCCGAUAAGGCCCCUGGUGCGCGGUCCCGCUACGAUGAUUUCGUCGCUACUCACAUCAACCAGACCACGAGCAUCCACUACACUGGAACCUUCCUGGCGUGGCACCGGUACUACAUCUGGAACUUCGAGGAAGCCAUGCGCAACGAGUGUGGCUACACUGGCGACUACCCUUACUGGAACUGGGGCGCCGACGCCACCAACCUGGAAAAAUCUCAAGUCUUCGACGGCAGCGAGACCUCAAUGUCCGGCAACGGUGCCUACGUCGAAUCCGUCGGCGACAUCCAGCUGAGCCUGGGUACCUACCCUGUGAUCAACCUUCCCACCGGCACGGGAGGUGGGUGCGUCACCAGCGGCCCCUUCAAAGACUACUCCGUCAACCUGGGCCCGGUCGCGCUGAUGCUGCCCGGAGGUGAAACCGAAAGCACCGCCAACCCGCUCGCAUACAACCCGCGCUGCCUGAAGCGCGAUCUGAGCACCAAGAUCGUCCAGGACUACGCUAACUUCACCGCGAUCGUGGACCUGAUCCUGCGCCAUGAUAACGUCUACGACUUCCAGAUGAACAUGCAGGGUGUUCCCGGCAGCGGAAACAUCGGCGUUCACGGUGGUGGUCACUAUUCCAUGGGCGGUGAUCCUUCCCGUGAUGUCUUUGUUAGCCCUGGUGACCCUGCUUUCUGGCUCCACCACGGUAUGAUUGAUCGUACCUGGUGGAUCUGGCAGAACUUGAACCUCAGGAAGCGUCUGAAUGCUAUUUCUGGCACGGCGACUUUCUUGAAUGGCCCUCCAUCGGCUAACACUACCCUUGACACGCUCAUUGAUAUUGGUUAUGCUGGUGGUGAGACUAUUGCUAUGCGGGAUCUCAUGAGUACCGUCUCUGGUCCUUUCUGCUACAUCUACCUGUAAACGGUGAUGGUUAGUUAUUGGCUGUCUAUACCCACACCACUGGAAUAUGGAUUGGACGCUUGGAAGAUGACAUGAAUAAACGGAGUGGGAGGAGUCAUAUCACCAUAUAGAAGAUAAAUCGUACAUAAUCCAUGAUUUAGAUCUCGAGAAGUGAGUCUUCAAAUGCUCGGAAAGGGAAGAAACUUACAUCUCUACGCAGA
Messenger RNA from Penicillium samsonianum, 1619 nucleotides. RefSeq names its product tyrosinase family protein. NCBI's taxonomy places the organism in Eukaryota, Fungi, Ascomycota, Eurotiomycetes, Eurotiales, Aspergillaceae. The record is from RefSeq and is a predicted model, not a curated record. Bases 187 to 1419 code for a protein of 410 amino acids. Gene Ontology annotation, molecular function: oxidoreductase activity. The transcript is spliced from 2 exons.